GGGUCUGGUCCCAGCUCCGAGCAUCGAUUUGGUUAUAUCCGCCGCGUGCUUAAAACAAUCUACUCUUUUUCGAGUUCGCAACCGCGAGAAGCGCGUUUAGGACUUCGAUCGAACACAUGGUGAGCAAGAGGCAGAAGCUCGCGCGGAAGCGCUUCAAGGAGGCGCAUCCCAACCUCUUCCCCAAGCCCGAGCCCUCCAAAGACCCCUCCUCCUCCGAUCCAACGAAGAAGACGAAGAAGAAGAAGCUGGAGAAGAGCAACGGAGCAACCCUAAAGGGGAAACCCACCAAAAGGAGCGGCUCCGCUCUUCGAAAACACCCUCUUCGAGUCCCCGGGAUGCGCCCCGGGGAGAGCUGCUUCAUCUGUAAGUCCAAGGACCACAUCGCCAAGCUGUGCCCUGAGAAGGCCCAGUGGGAGAAUAAUAAGAUAUGCUUGCUAUGUCGGCAGCGCGGACAUAGUCUCAAGAAUUGCCCGGAGAAAAGUGAUACUGCUGGCAAGAAGUAUUGCUAUAAUUGUGGAGAAGUCGGACAUUCUCUUUCCAAGUGUCCCAAACCCGCCGAAGAUGGAGGUACAAAAUUUGCCAGCUGCUUUAUUUGCAAAGAACGUGGACACUUGAGCAAGAACUGUCCAAAAAAUGAACAUGGAAUAUACCCAAAGGGUGGUUGCUGUAAGAUAUGUGGGGGAGUUACCCAUUUAGCCAGGCUGUGUCCAAAUAAAGGCAAUAAAGAUUUGGCAUCCUCUGCUGGACCACAGAACACAGGUGAACCCGACCGGCAGGGGCUGCAGAGCGUCUAUCGAAGUGGAGAUGAUCUUGAAGAUGAUUUUAUUGCAGAAGAAGAGGCCAAUUCUGCGUCGGGAAUGGCGGUGAGCGACGAGUGCAAGAUAAAGUUUUUGGAGCUGAAGGCGAAGCGGAACUUCCGGUUCAUCGUGUUCAAGAUCGACGAGAAGGUGCAGCAGGUGAUGGUGGAGAGGCUGGGGGAGCCAACCGAGAGCUACGACGACUUCACCGCGUGCCUGCCCCACAAUGAAUGCCGCUACGCGGUCUUCGACUUCGACUUCAUCACCGACGAGAACUGCCAGAAGAGCAAGAUCUUCUUCAUCUCCUGGUCACCGGAUGCGGCAAAGGUAAGGAGUAAGAUGCUGUACGCGAGCUCCAAGGACAGGUUCAAGAGGGAGCUCGACGGCAUACAAGUUGAGUUGCAGGCGACGGAUCCAAGCGAGAUGAGCAUCGAUAUCAUAAAAGCGCGAGCUUUUUGAAGAAACUGAUUAUUCACCUGAUACUGCCCCGUGGAGUUCUCCAGGGAGUUAUUGCUGGACUUCGUUCGAGAUGCCGUUAAUUUUUCGUAAACCAUGUCAACAUGUUACAUUAUGUACUGCAUUUUAUAUCUUUCAAGUUUCCGAGGACCGAUUAUAAGUGCAACUUGGUUGCAUCUGAAGGCAUUUAAUUCGUGUAAACUAGAUAUUUAAAUUGAAGAUUUAGA
This is a messenger RNA of Ananas comosus (pineapple), 1480 nucleotides long. RefSeq lists its product as uncharacterized. Lineage: Eukaryota; Viridiplantae; Streptophyta; Magnoliopsida; Poales; Bromeliaceae. The record is from RefSeq and is a predicted model, not a curated record. The transcript is spliced from 7 exons. Gene Ontology annotation, cellular component: actin cytoskeleton. The coding region runs from base 117 to 1256 and encodes 379 amino acids. Gene Ontology annotation, biological process: actin filament depolymerization. Gene Ontology annotation, molecular function: zinc ion binding; actin binding; nucleic acid binding.